CCCACUCAUGCCAAAACUAAACUCAAGAACAAAAUAUUAUUAACAAUUUUCAAUGGGUGGCGGUGUUCGGUUCGGUUGGGUGGUUCUCUCUCUUACUUUCAGUAUUGUUAAAAUAAUGGUAACGUAAGCAUGGCUAUUGUGCCACCAAGCCGUGUUAAUUAGUCGACGCUAAUACGUGCCGCGACACUUCAGUAUAAUAACAGCAACGACAACAACAAUAAAAUAAUACUACGAAUUACAACAACAAUAGCAAUAAUAGUAACGAAUAUCAAUCUAUGAAUCGAAUAUUGGCAAAAUGUGUGAAUUAUAUAAAAUUUUCAUUCUUGUCGUAAUUUGUUUAAAUUUUAUUGCCAUAAAAGCAGAUAAUCCCUGCAUUUUCGAGGAUACAUGUGAACGAUGUUUGAGUGCGGAUAUGUCGUGUGCCUGGUGUACGGAUAAGCUUUAUGAACUGCGUUAUCGCUGCCUUAAUCGCACCCAACUAUUGGAGAAUGGUUGCCGACCUGAUUACAUUUACGAAAAUGAACCGGAAUUGCAUACCCUCAUCGAUGCACCCCUUAAGGAUUAUGAGGCGAGUAGUAGUCGUGCUACACAGGUACAGCCGCAGCGCGUUUAUGUUAAGCUGGUGAAAUCCCAUCCAGAACGCAUCAAGCUCUCGUAUCGGCCGGCACGAUACAAUCCGCUAGAUCUGUAUAUUCUUAUGGAUCUCACCUGGACGAUGCGUGAUGAUCGUGAGACAUUGAUAAAACUUGGCCUCGAGCUGGCAACAACAUUACGAAACCUUACAACAAAUUAUCGUUUGGGUUUCGGUAGCUUUGCCGAUAAACCCGAAAUGCCAAUGAUAAUGCCACAGCUCCGAGAGAAUCCCUGUGCCAAGGAGCGGCAGGUGUGUGAACCCACCUACGGGUAUCGUCAUCAUUUGGCUUUGACGGAGAAUGCAAAGGAAUUUGUGCAGUCGGUAAAUGCAAGUAGAGUCACCGGAAAUCUAGAUAAUCUUGAGGGUGGUCUAGAUGCCCUAAUGCAGGUGUUGGUGUGUCCCAAGGAAAUCGGCUGGAAAGAGGAAGCUCGUAAGGUGGUCAUUUUGGUAACCGAUGGCUUUAUGCACUUUGCCGGUGAUGGCGUUUUGGCUGGCAUAACCAAAAAGAAUGACAAGCGAUGUCAUUUGAGCGGUGAGGGAGAGUAUUUGGGUUCCCUGGUCUAUGAUUAUCCGUCGCUGGAGGAGAUCUAUCGUGAGCUGUUGGAAAGGAAGAUUAGUGUGAUAUUCGCUGUGACGGAGGAUGUGGUGCCCACAUAUCGGGAAUUCAGUAGUCUUAUGAAGGAAAUCAGUAAUGUGGAGAUAUUGAGUGCAGAUUCGUCGAAUAUUUUGGAGUUGAUCCAGAAGAGCUACGAAAAUUUCAUCAAGCGAACCCAGUUUUCGGACAACAGUCCCGAUUUCAUCCGAGUGGAGUACGAAACAGAUUGUGGCGGGCAAUUUCCAACAUUGCUGAAACGCAAUUACUGCAAUGAUGUGGCCCUAGGCACAACGGUAGACUUUUACAUAAAUUUAACCCUCACCGAUUUCCCCCAAACUGGGGUCUAUACCCAUAAAAUUCGCAUCGAAGAGUCAGCCCUAAAUGAGUUCAUGGAAAUCGAGGUGGAGAUACAAAAGCCCUGUCCCUGUGCCGAGGAGUCUGAUCCAACUGAUGAAUACUCACGUUUCCAGUGCAAUGACAAUGGCUAUAUGCAGUGUGGCAUGUGCCAGUGUGAUCCGGCAUGGACUGGUCCAUUUUGUACCUGCCCCACAGACGCCACUAAUGCCACGACCCUCGAAGCCAUUGAGCGACUUUGUCGCAAACCCUAUGAUAUAAAACAACCCGAUGAUCUUGGUCCCGUUUGUUCGAAUCGUGGCGAAUGUGACUGCGGCACCUGUUUCUGCUUCCCCGGAUAUGAGGGUAAAUUCUGUGAAUGCCCUGAAUGUAACGCUGACUGUGAUCCUGAACGUGCGGACUGCGUGUGCGGCCAGUGCGUUUGUAAAUAUGGCUGGUCCGGCAAUCGUUGUAAUUGUAAAGAGAGCACCGAUGGCUGUAUUGGUCCCAUGGGUGAGGUGUGUUCCGAUCGCGGUUAUUGUGAGUGUGGUGAAUGUGUUUGUGACGAACCGUAUGUGGGCAGGUAUUGUGAAAUCGGCUCAGAGACGGACAAUAAGUUUUGCACAUUCUUUGAGCCGUGUGUCAGUUGUAUGAUCGAGGAGAAGACGGCGUCGGGCAAGUGUCCGAAUGUUACGGAUAUAUGUGGCAAGGCGGAGAAACAUGAACGUUUUACCGCGGUCUAUGUCACUGAGGAAUUGGAUAUUGAGAAUCGCUGCCUGGCCCGAGUAGAAAAUGAAUUCGGCAUUGAGUGUGACCACUAUUUCACCUACAAAAUGAUUAAUCAUCUGGAAAAUUAUCUACUGAUACAGAUCAACAAAUGCGAACCGAUUAAUUAUGCGAGCGUAAUUGGUUUCGUAAUGUUGGCAACAUUUAUUUUAGGACUCAUCAUCAUCUGCAUUAUAUGGGGCUGCAUCCGAGCCAAGGAUGCCCGUGAAUAUGCCCGUUUUGAGGCCGAUCAGGCAAGAGGCUACUUCAUGGAAAGUCCAAUAUACAAUGAUCCCAUUCGAAAAUAUGUCGUUCCCAAGGAAAUUAAUCGCAAACAGAGCAAUCCAUUUUUAUAGUUAAGAGAGAGAGAGAGAGAGGGAGAGGGAGAGAAGAACAAAUGUUUAGUUUAUAAGUAUGAAAUGACAAUAAAUAAGUAAAAGAGCAUAGCU
Messenger RNA from Musca domestica (house fly), 2776 nucleotides. RefSeq names its product integrin beta-nu-like. The record is from RefSeq and is a predicted model, not a curated record. Bases 296 to 2683 code for a protein of 795 amino acids. Gene Ontology annotation, biological process: cell adhesion mediated by integrin; cell migration; cell-matrix adhesion. The transcript has 8 exons. Gene Ontology annotation, cellular component: integrin complex; focal adhesion; cell surface. NCBI's taxonomy places the organism in Eukaryota, Metazoa, Arthropoda, Insecta, Diptera, Muscidae. Gene Ontology annotation, molecular function: integrin binding.